Molecule: messenger RNA, 1949 nt
Organism: Lingula anatina
Lineage: Eukaryota; Metazoa; Brachiopoda; Lingulata; Lingulida; Lingulidae
Product: mannose-1-phosphate guanyltransferase alpha-A
Biological process (GO): biosynthetic process
Source: RefSeq, a predicted model, not a curated record
GACAGCUUUACUUUUAGUGACACGACGACGGCCACAACAAAAUGAUCAAGGGGAUUAUUUUAAUCGGUGGACCUAUGAAAGGUACCCGAUUUAGGCCUCUUUCAUUAGAACUUCCAAAACCACUGUUUCCUGUCGCAGGUUUUCCAAUGAUCUAUCACCACAUUGAGGCAUGUAGUAAGGUGCCGGAUUUAAAAGAGGUACUUUUGAUUGGCUUCUAUCAGCCAAAUGCUGCUCUAAAUCAUUUUAUUAUGGAAGUUCAUCAAGAAUUUAAGUUGCAAGUAAGAUAUUUCCAGGAGUAUCAGGCAUUAGGAACGGCAGGAGGAUUAUAUCACUUCAGAGACCAGAUACUAGCUGGCAAUCCAGAGGCUUUUUUUGUUAUGAAUGCAGAUGUGUGUGGCGACUUUCCUCUCAACGAGAUGUUAGAGUUCCACAGAAAGACAGGGAAUGGGGACACACAUACAAUGCUUGGAACAGAGGCCACUCAACAGCAGUCUUUGAACUAUGGGUGUAUUGUGGAGAAUAAGGACACACAUGAGGUUGUCCAUUAUGUCGAGAAACCAGGAAGCUAUGUGAGUAGUAUCAUCAACUGUGGCACGUAUCUUUUUAGUCCAGACAUCAUGAAGUACCUAGCAGCAGCUUUCCAAAAGAACCAGGAGAAUUUCUGCACUGAUAGUAUUGAAAGCUCCCUUUCUCCUUCUACCAAAGAGUGUAUCUUCUUAGAAAGUGAGAUUUUCAUGGAUUUGGCCUCAACCGGAAAACUCUUUGUGUACCAAACCACUAACUUUUGGAGUCAAGUAAAGUCAGCUGGGGCAACUAUUUAUGCCAACCGUCACUAUCUGGCAAUCUAUCACCGCACUCACCCUGACCGCUUGGCCAAGAAUGGUGAAGGAAAACCAACAAUCAUUGGAGAUGUCUAUAUCCAUCCAUCAGCAUCAGUGCAUGAAUCAGCCACUCUUGGACCUAAUGUAACUGUUGGAAAGAAUGUAGUCAUUGGUGAAGGUGUAAGAGUUCGAGAGUCCCUGGUUUUAGAAGGAUCAACAAUACUGGACCACACCUUGAUUCUGUACAGUAUUAUUGGCUGGAAUAGUGUGGUUGGUUCCUGGAGCAGAGUGGAAGGCACACCAAAUGAUCCCAAUCCCAACAAACCAUUUGCUAAACUGGAGGUGUCCGAUCUUUUCAACUCAGAAGGGAAACUUAAUCCUUCAAUUACUGUCAUAGGCUCCAAUGUACAAAUCCCCUCAGAAGUUGUCAUCUUGAAUUCCUUAGUACUGCCACACAAAGACUUGGGCAGAAGUUACAAGAACCAGAUAAUUCUAUAAAUACCAGUAGGAUCUGCCAUUUUAACGUGGCCUGCUCUCUAAAGAAAUUUAGAAAGCUCAUAUCCGAACAAUGGGGAGACACUGGAUUAUUUAAUCAGAUGUGUGUACUAAGCGUAUAUCCUUUUGGGUAUGUUAGAUAGACUACAUGUAUAUACAUAGAAAAGGCAAUGCAUUCUUUGUUCUCUAAUGUUCAGCUGUAUUUUACAGUGCCACAUUUGUAUCAUGCUGGACAGAGUGACAUGCGACAGCUUUAUUUUUUUUCCCAUGUGUUACAUAUAUUUACAUUCCUGAAUUAGACAAUAUUUUAAGUCUAUAAAUUGAAUGUAAAACAAAGGCUAUAAGAAUAUUCUACCAAAAUAUUCAUCUGCCUAGCAAGUGGAUAGUUAUUUUUCAAUCAUCUUUGUGCCUUGUAACUUGUUUUAUUUCAACUUGUUUUGGUCUGUGCAGGCCAAUAUUUACAUGAGAUGUGUGAUAUUUUAUAUGCAACAAAUGUACUAUUUUUCCGAAUCUAGUUCAGUGCAAUUGCCUGUGAAGAAUAUUGAGCAUUGGCUACAGUUACACAUUGGUUACUCCUUGUUUGUCAGUCAUGUAAAGGUUUUUAAAUGGGGUUCCUACUUUAGGUAUUGUAUA